Messenger RNA from Cynara cardunculus var. scolymus (artichoke), 3325 nucleotides. RefSeq lists its product as uncharacterized. The transcript has 10 exons. Gene Ontology annotation, molecular function: protein binding. Bases 187 to 2832 code for a protein of 881 amino acids. The record is from RefSeq and is a predicted model, not a curated record. NCBI's taxonomy places the organism in Eukaryota, Viridiplantae, Streptophyta, Magnoliopsida, Asterales, Asteraceae.
GUGGAGGGUUUUCGAAAGCUUCUUAUAUCCCUUCUUCUGGUCGCGGCGGAUUCCAUUCCAUCGCCAGUAGUACUCAUCACUCGUCUUCCAACUGCGUGUAACUGUGUGAAAGAGGAAGGAUUUUUUACUAGGGAGGAGGAAGUGGAAUUGCUGGUGGUAGCGGCGGCGUUAGAUCUGAUAAGAAGUAUGGGUAGCAGAGGCGGCGGCGGAGGAGGAGGAGGAGGUAAUAAUGGCGGAGGAGUACAAGGAAUACCGGCGGCGUCUAGGAAGAUGGUACAGAGUCUAAAGGAGAUUGUAAACGGAGUCUCGGAAGCUGAGAUCUACUCUGCGCUUAAAGAUUGUAAUAUGGACCCUAACGAAGCCGUUAAUCGUCUCCUCACUCAAGAUCCUUUUCACGAGGUGAAGAGCAAGCGAGAAAAGAAAAAGGAGUUUAAGGAUACAACAGAAUCCAGGCCUCGUGGUGGCGGUGGUAUCACUUCAAAUCGUGGUGCCAGAAGUGGUGCAGAUCGUUAUGCCGGGCGUGGCGGUUCAACUCAGUUUAGCUCUUCUGAAUCUGGUGGUUUACAUGGAAAACUUAAGAGGGAAAACGGGACAAGUUCUUACACAAGUUCAUCUGCACCAGCUUAUGGAGUUGCAGCAACAAAUGCAAAUCGGAGCCCCCCAACUUUCAGUGGUUCUUUUGGCACUGAAAAUAAAGCAUCAUCUUUCAGUGCAGCCGAUGGUACUGCAACAGUUUCACAGCAGCCAUCCUCUGGAUAUCAAUCUGCUUGGUUGGGUGUUCCUGGUCAAAAAUCGAUGGCUGAUAUUGUGAAAAUGGGCAGGCCACAACACAAGGCUUAUAGUACUCCAAUUUCAUCUCAAAGCAUCAAUCAGAGCGCCUUUAUACAGCCUUCAUCUGCACAUUAUGAGCUGCAUUGUUUGGAGGACUAUGCUUCUAAAGCUCCAGAGAUACAUCCAGAACAUGAUGCUGCUGCAGAUCAAUAUGUUUCUCCUGAUGAUGAAUGGCCCUCUAUUGAGCAGCCACAAUCUGCCGGUGUGCAAUCUAUAUUGGAGCCAUAUGUAGAGUCUGAGCUGAAUGUGGGUCAAUCAAACUUACCAUUUGAAAGAAGCAACCAAUAUGGGGGUUCUCAGACAGAUGAGGCUCAGGAAGAAGAUGAAAGUGUUUUUGAAGAUCACACUGCAAAUCAUGUUGGGUCUGCUUCUGUUUCGAGUAGAAAAUUGCUGGAUGAUACAUCUGGAAGUGCACCUCUAUAUAAUAAUGACUUGUAUAAAAACAUGGAUUCCUUCCACCCUGAGGAACAUGCUUUUGAGCACAAGGAAGUUGAAGAAGGUAAUGCCUCAGCAUCCUCAGUGAGUGCAAACAUGCAGCAACUUAAUAUACAGGAAGAGAGACACUUGGAUGAAUCUGAAGAGGAGGUCCCUUCUGUAGUAAUCCCAAAUCACCUGCAAGUCCAGACUGCAGAUUGCUCACACUUGAGUUUUGGGAGCUUUGGUGCUAGCAUGAAUACUGGGUUUCCCGGAUCUUUUGCAUCUAGGAAGUUGAGAAGCAAUAUAGAAGAGACACCUGCUGAGGCAGAUACUUCAUCUGUUGGGCCCUCUGAAACUAGAAAUUCCGAAUACUAUGGUGAUGAGUCUAUAAUAACAUCAGAGAGCAAUCCUGUCCACCGGGGGGUGCCAAGUUCUGUGAGUUAUGAUUUACCUUCUGCUUCACAGACAGAGGUGUUGAAGCAAGAAAAUUCCGAGGCGACACAUGCGAAUCAAUAUAGUUUUUCUUCGUCUACACCUGUACCUGGUUAUACAUUUGAUAGCACCCAGCUAUUGAACCCUUCUUUCCCUCAAUCUCAGACACCUACACAGAUGCAAAAUGCAACUCCUUUUUCGAAUGUGAUGCAGGCUGCAUAUACAAAUUCAUUACCGAGCACAUUGUUAGCAGCCAAUGGUCAUCCUGUCAGAGAAUCUGAUCUUUCAUAUUCACCAUUUCCUAUUAGUCAGUCAAUGCCCACUAAAUAUGGUAGCUCAGUAUCUUCAAUCAGCGGUUCAACUAUUUCUAUGGCAGAGGCUUUGAAGACCGGGGUUUUCUCAUCAUCUCAACCAACACAACAGACUCCACCUGGGAACACUAUUCCUACAGGACCUGCUCUUCCACAGCACCUUGCUGUGCACCCGUACUCUCAACCCACUCUUCCUUUGGGACCUUUUGCGAACAUGAUCGGCUAUCCAUUUUUGCCUCAGAGUUAUACAUACAUGCCAUCUGGUUUUCAGCAAGCAUUUGCUGGGAACAGCACGUAUCAUCAACAGUUGGCAGCCGUUCUCCCUCAAUACAAAAACAGUGUUUCAGUCAGCAGUUUGCCUCAAUCUGCGGCUGUUCCUUCAGCUUAUGGUUCAUUUGGCAAUUCGACAGCAAUUCCUGGAAACUAUCAAGUCAAUCAACCUGCAGGCCCUGCUGGCUCCACCCUAAGUUAUGAUGAUGUAUUGAACGCCCAUUACAAAGAGAACAGUCAGUUGCUCUCUCUUCAGCAGAACGAGAACUCAGCAAUGUGGGUUCAUGGCGCUGGUUCCAGAACAAUGUCCGCUAUGCCCGCCAGCACAUAUUACAGUUUCCAGGGUCAAAACCAGCAGCCGAGUGGGUUCAGGCAAGCUCAGCAACAGCAGCCUUCACAGAGUUACGGUGGAGCCGCCCUUAAUUAUCCGAAUUUCUACCAUAAUUCCCAGACCGAAUUACAGCAGAAUUCGAGGGAUGGUUCUCUUGUCGGUGGGUCCCAAGGCCAACCAAAACCACAGCAGCAGCAGCAGCAGCAAUCGCAACAGCAACUAUGGCAAAACAGCUACUAAUGGAUUUGGGUUGGCUGAUACCUGACUCGGGUUUUUUCAGGGUCUUGUAAUGAGUUUGAAAGUGGGGUUAAAAUUCAAGUUUGAAAUAAUCGAACGAAAAAAGAGUAGUUGGUUUUAGCUGCUGCUGCCCUGUGCCUUGAGAGAAGGUUGUAUUCUACCGGUGUUUUUUUUAUGGUCACUGUUUGGUUCGGUUAGUUUGAUUUAGGGACAUGCGUGCCUGCUAAUUCUCGUUAGUUUGACUUUUUUUUUCUUUCUUCGUUUCUUUGUUUUGUUUCGUUUGUGGGUGUUAAUUUCUCCUUCAUCGUCAAGUAAUUUAUAGUUUUUGAUGGUGAUUGUGAGCUUCUAAUCUGGUUUUUAUUACUGUGCUAGUUUUAUUUUAUCGACAGCAAGUGUUGUCUUUCUCUUGAUCGUUAUCUUCUCUCUCGAUUUGUAAUUUGAUCUUCGGAUGUAUUUUUGUUUGUGGCAAAGAAGGAUGCAAGGUUGGUUAGGUUCA